UUCUGAUUGCUGAUAGUAUUCCGAUCUCAAACAAACGAUAGACAGUCUGAAUCAAAAUGCGGACCCGAUUAGUAAGAAAGUAUAAUUGGUGCGGUCUAGUCAUACUAGUAUUUGGACUAGCAAUUGAUGGUACAACCGGUCGUUUGCAACCUGCCGAGAACGUGUUUCCUACCGACGUAAACAACGCGCUGCUACCGAAUAUUCGGCAGAGUUUAAACGACUGUCAUCUUCGUUACCACAAAUAUGGUGAUUACAAUCUUGUCUAUCCGAUAUUCGGUGUGCCGGCGAGGAUCGGAGAAUUUGCCCAUAUGGCAGCGAUCGGGUGGACUCAGAAAGACGGAAAAAUAGACUUCAGCUGUGGUGGAUCGCUCAUAACAACGCGCCACGUGCUGACAACUGCUCACUGCGGCAGUCGCGAGGGAAUCCCUCCGGAUGUGGUACUUUUAGGGACAAUCAUGGUUAACGCCAGUAUUGACGACCCGAGUAACAAGUUUGCCCAGCAGCACAAGAUCGCAUCCUUCAAGAGACAUCCAGUGCAUACUUUUUCGUCUUUCUAUAACGAUGUGGCCCUCAUCACUCUAGAAGGAACGGUCAAAAUCAACGAUGUUGUAACGCCUGCUUGCCUGUGGGACCAAAGUGAGGUAGAAUUCCCCAGACUGGAAGCGAUUGGCUUCGGUCAGACUUCCUUCGCCGGGGAUAAAACACCAAUUUUACUGAAAGUUCAACUAUCGCCGAUAAGCAACGAUGAAUGUCGCAAGCAUCAUUAUUCGGGAACACGCAGGCUUCGCCAAGGAAUAGCGGAUUCCCAGAUAUGCGCUCAAGACAGCAAAAUGGACACCUGCCUCGGUGACUCCGGCGGCCCUCUGCAAAUAAAACUCAUGUCCAACCAUCGUUCGACGCCGUUUGUAGUUGGACUCACCUCGUUCGGUGCCUUUUGUGGUACCGCAACUCCUUCUGUGUACACCAGAGUAUCAUCAUUCAUAUCUUGGAUCGAGCAAGAAACGAAUGAAUCAUUUAAUGCCGGAACAUGUGCCUCUCGAUACAUUCAAAUGCGAGAAGCAGACGAAUCGAUGGUGACUACACGAUCUGGAAGUCAUAUAUUUAUCGAACCGGAGAAAAGUUAUAUGGAUAUUGAGUUUUUGCCGAAGCACCAAGUUUACUUGGGCUAUAUGAAAGAACAGAACAGCCGAAUCAUGUGGAACUGCGGUGGAGUGUUGAUCAAUGAAGACUACGUGCUAACGGUAGCUCACUGUGACAAAUUUGUAUUCAAUCAGACCCCGACCCAUGUGAAAAUUGGCGACUUGGACAUUCACAGUAACCACCCAGAGGCACAAAUCAUUAAAAUUGAGAAAUUCAUCAAACAUCCAAACUACAAGGAAGGGUUUCUGGCAAAUGAUAUCGCACUGGUGAAGCUGGAAAACGAUGCAAUAAUUCGGCCGAACGCGCUUCCUGCAUGUUUAGUGGAUAACGAUUUGACUAUGCCGAUGUAUGAAAUGGCAGGUUUGGGUCCAUUCAAUUUGAAUAAUUUCCUGCGGGAGGAAGAAUCGGUUUCCAAAAAUAACACGCUAACUUUGACACGAAUGCGAGUAGAUGCAACCCCAUGUCAGCGAACAAACAGUAAUCAAUUCCUAUGCGCUAAGAACAACAAAUUCUUGGUUCCCAACACGUGUAGGAUUGAGCAUGGCGGUGCACUGGAACGUGAAACUUGGCACUAUGAUCGUUACUUCCAGUAUGUGUUUGGUUUAACGGUGGCCGGUAAAAAUUGUGGCUUUGGCAGUGAAGCCUAUUUCAUCCGAACGACUACCCACAUUGAAUGGAUAGAAUCUAUUGUUCUCGGCAAACGGAACCAGAAUGAUCACGGCAAACGACUCACCCGACAGAUAUAUUUCCCCGGGAUGGACCUAAAUGCAUUCGUGCCAUUGAUAGGAAAACCGUGCAGAAUAUCAAGCAACGCUCUAGGUUCUUGUCAAUACUACAGGAACUGUCCUAACAGUCCUACCUCGAUGGUUAUUGCUUUCUGCAGUCGUGGAUCGGAUCCAAUUGUAUGUUGUGCUAAACCACCGACGACCAAAAGAUACAGCCUGCAGAAAUGCGUUGCACAUUGGAAUGAACACAAACGACAGGAGGAGGAUGAAUACGAAAACAUUCCCUCGGAAGGUCGACCAGUGCAAGAAGGAGAAUAUCCACACGUAGCCAUGGUCGGCAUUCGCAAUAACGAUGCUCCCAGCUGGAGUUGCAAUGGGGCGGUGAUUAGCAACAGGUUCGUUCUAUCCAGUGCUCAGUGCGUGCAGUCUAGAACGCCAAAUAUCGUCCGAUUGGGUGCUACAAGCAUAGCACAAAAUGCCAUCGACAUCCCGAUAGAACAAAUCAUUGUAUAUCCCACCUAUAAUUCAAAGUAUGUCAAUGGUGAUUUAGCGCUGAUCAAAUUGUCUUCCGAAAUUAAGUUCAGUAGAAAUAUACUACCGGCAUGCUUGUGGCCAAAUACCGAAGCUAUUCCUUUGAAAUUAUACACCCUAAGUCUGGAUGAUGGCCUCAUUCAAGUCCGUCCUCGACUCUCUAAGUAUAACCAAGACUGCAGCAAAUUCUUCCGUUUCGAUGAUCCUUUGGAUGGUAGUCAACUAUGUGCAGAAAAUUAUUACAGUACCGACAACACGUGUCAAGACAAGAACGGUGAUCCUCUGGAAGGAGUUAUUACUAAAGAGAACCGGAAAAUUUCUAUCGUCAUCGGACUGGCAGCAUAUAGUAUUGGAUGUCCAACAAAUCACGACACCGUCACUAUCUACACUCGGCUUUCGGCAUACAUGGACUGGAUCCGUUCAAUUGUGGAAUCCUAAUAUUUACGAGUUUAAGAAAAGAAAUGGAGUUUAAACAUUAA
Messenger RNA from Toxorhynchites rutilus septentrionalis, 2875 nucleotides. RefSeq names its product transmembrane protease serine 9-like. The record is from RefSeq and is a predicted model, not a curated record. Gene Ontology annotation, molecular function: serine-type endopeptidase activity. The transcript is spliced from 6 exons. Bases 57 to 2834 code for a protein of 925 amino acids. Lineage: Eukaryota; Metazoa; Arthropoda; Insecta; Diptera; Culicidae. Gene Ontology annotation, biological process: proteolysis.